AAAAAAAGAAUUUUUUCUAUAGUUAUGAGUGUAAAUAUUUUAAACAAAAAAAGAAAAAACCCUGUAUUGUGCGUAUGUUCUUAGUUACACUAUUACGGUAUACAUUUUAAGUACUUGGGGAUUUUUAAUUAUUUCAAUGUUUACGUGAAAUAAUGAAUCAAAGCAUUUCAUCAACGGCUUUUGUAGCUAGCGCUGAAAUAGCUAAAACAACUACAAUCACUAGUGACGGAAUCGUAAAAGGUACAUUAUACAUUUUGCUGAUCUUGUUUGUUGUGUUUAUUAACGUCAUGGUUAUGCUGUCUUAUUGCAUCAGAGAAAAAUCAAAACGAAGUAUACCUGAGGUUUUUAUUUUAAAUUUAGCCGUUUCUUCCUUGCUUACGUGUGCGUCGGUAAUACUUAUAGUUGCUUAUAUUCGGAUGGUAAAUCUAGAAAAACGAGAAGAAGACUUUUUUUGUAAAGUUCAGUGUUUUUUUGGAACAUUGCUUAGGUUAACUGAUGUUGGAACGACAACAGGAGUUGCUGUGGACCGUUUCAUUGCUGUUUAUAAACCGAUAACUUACCGUACGCGAGUUAAGCUAAAACAUGGGUAUAUACUCAGUGGAAUCUUGUGGUUAAUAUGCAUUACAAUAGCUGCACUACCUUUUUUAGGAAUUGGCGGUGUAGAUAGAGGCUUGCUAUCAAUAUGCACUGCAAACUGGAGAUCAGAAUUUACUUUAAUAGUACUUUCAGUAACAUACUCUCAGUUUAUUGUUGUUUUAGUGUGUUAUAUAGGUAUUUUUAACUGCAUUAAAGGUUUCAUUGGACGUAAAAAAGCAAUGAUAAAAUCUCAAAUCACUAGUUACAGCCCUCAAAUUACAAAGAUUGUAGAAAUCAAUGAAAAUCCACGAAGAGAUCUUAUAAAUAUUGUUAAAAACUCAUUCGUAGUUAGUAAUGAACCAAACCACCUUCAAAUAACUUCAAGUGAAACUAUAUUGGGUACGGAUGAAAUAACUGUUGAUGAAACAACCUUUAAUGAACCCAAUGAAACAACAGCAGAAGAAGUAAUACAAGAAAAUAUAAAAAAAAAUAUAGUUACAUCAACAUCUCAUAAAGUCAAUAGAGUAUCUUGGUUAGGUAAAGUAAAAAAAGAUCUUGUACCUGAUAUUAAUGAGCUAAAAAUUAAUCUUAAAAACUCAAAUAUUAUUGAAGACGAGUCUAUUCUACGUGUGAAUUUAAGAAAAAAAAGUAAAAGGAUUUAUAAAGUAAAAAAGUUAAAAAGGUUUAGUGCAAUCAUGGCGGACAGAUGGAAUGCUGUAAAGAUACGUAAAAGAACAUCAAAUAUAAAACAUAUAAAAGAAAGUCAACGUUUUGCGAAAGUGAUGGGAAUCAUUGUUUUGAUAUUUUAUCUAUCAUGGAUGCCACUAGCAAUUUCGAUAAACGUUGUUUACACAGAUGCGCUUUCAAAUGAGAAAGAACACGAUUUAUUGCAAAUAGGAUACAACAUAAGUAUGUUUAGCUCAAUCGGCGUUCCCAUCGCUUUCCCUGUAAUGUGCAAACCUUAUCUUAUUGGUUAUAAACGGAUUUUAUCAUGGCUUUGUAGAAAAAAAAAAUGCAAAUGAGUAUUGCAAUCACAGCGGCUAUAAAAACGAACCCGUAAAAUGAAGUCAAGAUUUUUGCAACAACACGUCUUGAUAAAGCAAGUCAAUCUUUUCUAAUUUAAAUUAUAUAAAAGACUGGAUGGAUAACUCGAAGAAUUCAAGCCAUGAAAAGAAGUGCAAAAUUCGCAACUUUUAAAUAUAGAGAUAUAAUCUAAAUAACGACCAAAAAGAUGGGUUUUUACAAAUACCGAAAAACAAGAAAUGAAUAAAUAGUUA
Hydra vulgaris (swiftwater hydra) is the source of this 1853-nucleotide messenger RNA. Its product is annotated as QRFP-like peptide receptor. Gene Ontology annotation, cellular component: membrane. Lineage: Eukaryota; Metazoa; Cnidaria; Hydrozoa; Anthoathecata; Hydridae. Gene Ontology annotation, biological process: G protein-coupled receptor signaling pathway. Gene Ontology annotation, molecular function: G protein-coupled receptor activity. The record is from RefSeq and is a predicted model, not a curated record.